AUGGGUAAUGAUGACCUGCUAGAGCAAGUUAAGACAAGUGCUCAUCAGUCAACUAGCUAUGGAUCUAUUCCUCAUACUAAGGAUAGUUCAUCAUUGUGUGAGUACAUUACUGAUCCUAGCCACUGGCCUUUUCACGGUAUUUCUCUGUUAAUGGUUUCAUUUAUUUAUUUCUCUUCUUACGUUUGUGUUGAGAGUCAGGGUGGCCUUGAGGUUCCAAUCAUUAAAGUAAUGAACAUUGACACCACAAGGUACAGUUUGCUGCUGGUUGCCUUCAGCUCUCCUAAUGUUCUAUUCUGUCUUGUUGGUGGGGUAAUAGUUGAUAGAGCAUUAGGACAUAAACUUAGUUUAAUUUUAGUUGUAGCAAUGACUGGAGUGGGUCAGUUUUUAAUGGGGUUGGGUGCAUUCCUUGAUCACUUCUGGUUAAUGAUUGUUGGUAGAAUGUUCAUUGGAGUUGGCAAUGAAAUGACUGAUGUGGUUUCUGUUGCUCUUGCUUCAAAGAAACAAAAUGCUACAUUCCGAAUGUCUCUAUACUACACAGCUGCUAAACUCGGGGGAUCCAGUUCACUUGCAGUUUCUCAGUAUAUUUAUGAGCAACUGAGAUUCAUUGAAAACCCAAGCUAUCGUCUGGGAAGCACACUGCUUGUUGGAGUAAUGCUAAUGAUGAUGGCUUUUGUAAUUUCUAUAAUACUCUUCUUUUUGGACAUGAAAGAAGAGAAAGUGAUCAAAAGAGAGAGACAGAAGAUCUCAAUGAUACGCUGGAAUGAAAUUAAAAACUUUCCAAUGUCAUUUUGGAUCUGUGUAGCAGAAGUUAGUAUAUUUUGUGGAGGAGUGAUAGUCUUUACAGCAAUAGGACAGGAUUUCUAUACAAAGAAGUACAGUCUGACUCCAUUUGAAUCAGGAGCAGCAAACUCUCUUGUCUUCUUAGCUACUAUAGCUGUAGCUCCAAUCAUAGGGUGCCUCAUAAACAGGCUUGGUAGGCACUCAUUCUGUUCUGUAGUAGGCAUGCUGGCUGCACUCUCUGCUCAUCUCACUAUACUCUGUAGCUCCAAUUCAUUCUACAUCCCCUACUUGGCCAGCACUGUCUAUUCUGUAUCAUAUGCACUUAUAAUGCCUUCACUGUACACCAUACCUUGUCUACUUAUUCAACCAAAUAAAAUGGCAACUGCUUAUGGUUUCAUUCACAGCGGAAUCAAUCUGUAUGUUGCUGUCAUGUCAGUAAUAUCAGGUAUACUCAUCGAUAAAUCUGGAUACUUCCUGUUAGAGACUGUAUUCUCACUCUUUAUGUAUUUUAAUAUCAUAGUGUCAAUCAUUCUGUCAUUUUAUUUGACAAAAAGAGUUUAA
This is a messenger RNA of Amphimedon queenslandica, 1341 nucleotides long. RefSeq names its product major facilitator superfamily domain-containing protein 1-like. The transcript has a single exon. Gene Ontology annotation, molecular function: transmembrane transporter activity. NCBI's taxonomy places the organism in Eukaryota, Metazoa, Porifera, Demospongiae, Haplosclerida, Niphatidae. The record is from RefSeq and is a predicted model, not a curated record. Gene Ontology annotation, biological process: transmembrane transport. Bases 1 to 1341 code for a protein of 446 amino acids.